Molecule: messenger RNA, 925 nt
Organism: Prorocentrum cordatum
Lineage: Eukaryota; Dinophyceae; Prorocentrales; Prorocentraceae
Source: the annotation of a GenBank genome assembly
GAGACGGUCAGCGCGCCCGCUUACGGCAAGUUCCUGGAGGACGUUUUCGCGAACGCCAAGCUGUCCCUACUGGUGGCAGGCAACAUCAACUUGGGGGCGCUCCGAAGAGAUCGCGCAGGCCGUCGAGCACGCGCUGGGCGUGACGCGCGACCAGCCAGAGGCGGUGUACGAUGGGCACGUGCAGAUCAUAAAGCCCAAGGAGGAGCUGGAGAUCCGCGUCGCCAACCCGAUCGCCCAGGAUCCCAACUCGGCCACGCUGGUUUCCUACCAGCUCGGGGUCCCCACCAUCGCCGACCGCGUGCACCUCAGCAUGAUCGGAGAGGUGAUGGACAGGCCGGUGUUCGAGGCCCUGCGCACCGAGCGGCAGCUCGGCUACGUGGUGUUCGGCUACGUGAGCAUGCACGGGCCCGUCGUCGAGGUGCGCGUGCUGGUGCAGGGCUUUCGCGAGACGCCCGACGUCGUCGAGGAAUUGAUCGAAGACACGGUGCAGAAUUUGACCGCCCGCAUCGCUGGGAUGUCCCACGAGGAGUUUGUGACGCGCAAGAACUCCCUGCGGGUUGCCUUGACACAGAAGGCGGCCACGAUGAGCCAGUUCUCCGGCCGGUACUGGAGCCAGAUCUCGGACGGGGACCUCUGCUUCCGCAGCAGGGCUCUGCAGCUCGCGUACCUGGACAGCGAGGAGUUCUCAACGCCCGCGCCCCUGCUCCAAGCCUGGAAGAGGGCCAUAUCGCCAGCGGCUUCGAGGAAGCGGAUCGUGGUCAAGCUCUUCGGCGCCCCCGCGCCAGGCGCGCCCGCGCCGGCGCUCGAGCGGAGCUCGACGGCAGGACUCAAGGUCGUGACGUUGCUCAAUUCUUCCUCGAUCGCGGCACAAAUGAGCGACGAGAGCUACUGGCCUCACCAGUCGUUCUGCCAGCUCGCGAGCUGA